AUGGAAUUUCGUGUUUAUGUAGACGGUAUUGCAAAAAUAAUUUGUGAUUUAACACGUGAAACAACCAUUCAUGAUAUUAUUAUUGCACUAGCACAAUUAAAAGGAAAACCGGGACGUUAUUCUUUAGUCGAACGAACACCAAACUCAUAUCGAACGUUGGGUCCCAAUGAAAGACCUUGUGAUUUAAUCGAAAAAUGGGCAAAUAACGCACAUGUAAGAUAUAUUCUAAUGCAAAAUAAUAGUUCAACAUUAUUGUUAUCUUCAACAAAUGAAACGUCAAAACUACAAAAUAACCAUAAAAGAUCAAAAAGUUUAGAUGGACGAAAAACACCGUCGUCACAACAAGAACAAACAAAUGAACAAGAGUCGGAUGCAAUUUCUUCAAGUAUGUCUCAUCCUGUGAUCUUAAAUCAUAAUCAUUUUCGAACAAUACAUGGAAUACCGUCAACAUCUCAACCGAAGAAAAAACGUACUCAAAUUCCAUUUCAAAAUAGUAACGCUAACAAUAAUAAUAACAAUAAUAAUAAUAAUAAUAAUAAUACUCAUAUUUUAACUCCUUCAUUGUUCGAUACUACGAAACCCUAUCGAACUAUUCAUAUUGUUGAACAAGAUUUUGGUACACUCGAUACAAAUCGUCCAUCUAAAUAUAAUAAAGUUAUACAACAACGAACGAAUCUCUCUGAUCAUUUGAUUUCAUCUACAUCAUUGGAAAAUCAUCAUGCUAAACUUGUUCCAUUAUCAAAUUCAAAUCAUAAUACAAUAUCAUCUUCUACUUCAACAGUGAAAUCAUCCUUAUUAAUGAGACCAAAAUCUUCUUCAUCUAUAUCGACAUCAACAUAUUCGGAUAAUAAUUCGAAUAGUAGUGCUUUUCGUCUUAUAAAUAAUCGACCACAAACGACAAUAGCAACACAACGACAAUCACGACGAGUAAUUAAAAAUAAUACAAGUGGUCACGGUUCUAAUAAUGAUAUUUCACAAUCAAGGAUAAUGAUAAAAGAUAACAUAUUAAAAGAACAAUAUCUGACAUUAAUUAAUAUUUUAAGAGCACAAGAAAUACAAGUUAUACAACAACAAAAAGAGCUAACGGAUAAACAAAGAGAAAUUGAAUAUCGUGAAAUUCAUUUAUCUCAAACAGAACGUGAUAUUCAAAAUAUUCAACAUGAUAUUCAUUUAUUAGAAGAUCACGAUCGUUAUAUAAAUGAUGAAUGUGAACAAUUAUCACGUGAAAAUUCACAAAAACUAUUCGAUUAUGAAUUGCAGAAACAUUUAAAAUUACGACAUGAUUAUGAUGAACAUAAUAAAAAAAUUCAUGUUAAUAAAUGUGUAAUGGAAACAAAAAAUAUGGCAUGUGAACAGUUAGAACAAGGAGUUAAACAAUGUCGUGAUGACUUAGAUAAGUUACAUUUGGAUACAACUGAACAAGAAAUUGGACAUAUUAAAAAUGAUUUAGAACAAUUGAUAUCAUCAUUUAGUAGUCAAGAACAAUUAUUACAAUUGUUACAACAAAGAAAUGAUGAUCUAGAAUAUUUACUGAAUGAAAGACGAGAACAAAUGAAUGAUUUGGAACGAGAGUUGUUAAAAGUAGAUGAAAUACUUAUUAACAGUCUUAUCAGUCCAUAUGGUUCAAAUUCGGAUAUGCCAGUUCGAUUACAAUUUGUUAAUAGUACAUUGUGGAAAUUAUGUCCAAGUGGAAUAUGGGUGUGA
Molecule: messenger RNA, 1704 nt
Organism: Didymodactylos carnosus
Lineage: Eukaryota; Metazoa; Rotifera; Eurotatoria; Philodinida; Philodinidae
Source: the annotation of a GenBank genome assembly